AUGUGGCCGUUCCGAGUCAGUCUCGUUAUGGCACUGGCCGCUGGUCUUGGAACACAUGCCACGGAACACCCAGUGCAUCGCAGUCAUCAGAUGCCGAUGGGAGGCAGCGACCAGCGACCGGCCAAGGUUGAGUACAGAUGCUAUGCCGGAGACUUGCAGAAUUACCCGUCUCCAGCUGAGUGGCUAUCCUGGGACAUGCUCUGGGACCUCAACCGCGAACAGAUUCUAUCAAGCAACCGAGGUGACACAUACUUGCAGCACUACGUCCAGGAAAGCAUUCUCCAGGUUGCCAGAGAUGCUGAUGUGGAUCCUCGCUUCAUCUUAGCAGUGGUAAUGCAAGAGUCGAAAGGCUUUGCGGACACUGAGUGUGUUGGCACUACACCACGAUGCGGCAUCAUGCAUGCUCCAAAGGGUAGCAGGUUUGACCAGUCGGACGCCAGAUUUUCGGUCGAGAGAAUGAUCCGAGACGGAGUCCAAGGGACUGCGAAGAGAGGUCCUGGACUUGCUGACCUGCUGAAAGGCAGGCCGAGACUCGCAAACGUGCCGUCUGGGAACUGGUAUGCGCUAGCCAGGGCGUACAAUUCUGGUGCCGUAGGAAAAUACCUGGACGUGGUCAGUCGCGGUCAGCCUGGCUAUGUCAAUGAUAUUGCCAACAGAUUGCAGGGCUGGAAUGGUUUGUGGACAGGGCACAAGACGUGUGGAUGA
Fulvia fulva is the source of this 705-nucleotide messenger RNA. RefSeq lists its product as uncharacterized. The transcript has a single exon. The coding region runs from base 1 to 705 and encodes 234 amino acids. The record is from RefSeq and is a predicted model, not a curated record. Lineage: Eukaryota; Fungi; Ascomycota; Dothideomycetes; Mycosphaerellales; Mycosphaerellaceae.